AUGAAGAUUAUUUCUUGGAAUAUUAGAGGUUUGGGUGGGUUUGAAAAGAGGAAGGAAGUGCGUAAGUUGGUGGGGGACCAGAAACCUUUCAUUCGCUGUCUCCAGGAGACUAAGUUAUCUCACUGCGACGUUUUUAUGUGCUCGACCCUCUGGGGUAGCUCGCAACAUGCAUUUUCUUAUCGGCCUUCAGAUGGGGCAUCAGGGGGUUUGCUAACGUUAUGGGAUACAUCUGAGGUGGAGGUGUGGACGUCUGAGACUAGCAAUCAUGUUUUGUGGUGUCGAGGUAGGUUUGUUAAAUCUGGAGAUGAGUUUUUGCUGGCCAAUGUGUAUGCGCCAUGUGAUGAUGGUGCUAAGCAAAGGCUCUGGGACUCUUUAUCGGCUCGGAUUCUUUUGACGGGGAGAGAGAGGGUGUGUAUCUGUGGUGAUUUUAAUGCAGUUAGACAACCUGAGGAAAGACGAUCCGCUAGAGGGAGUCAACGUAGUAUGGAUAUUGAUCCUUUUAAUCAUUUUAUUGAUGAGAAUAAUCUUAUUGAUCUCCCCCUCAUUGGUCGCAAUUUUACGUGGUUUAAAGGGGAUGGCCUCGUGAUGAGUCGUUUAGAUAGGUUUUUGCUCUCUGAGGAAUGGUGCUUGACUUGGCCAAAUUGCAAGCAGGUGGCUACUCUGCGAGGGCUUUCUGAUCACUGUCCCCUAGUUCUCUCUGCAAGUGACGAAGAUUGGGGACCCCGUCCUUCAAGGAUGCUAAAAUGUUGGACUGAUGUUCCUGGUUACAAUUCAUUUGUUAAAGAGAAAUGGAAUUCACUUCAUGUCGACGGAUGGGGUGGGUUUGUGCUUAAGGAGAAACUUAAGAUGAUUAAGGUAGCUUUGAAAGGUUGGCACCAAGCUCACGUCCAGAAUUUGCCUAGCAGAAUUGAAUCUUUGAAAGAGCGUUUGUCGGUUUUAGAUCAAAAGGGGGAGGAGGAAGAGUUGACGGAAAUAGAGUUAGCUGAGCUUCAUGGGGUCACUGCUGGUAUUCACUCGAUGUCUCGCUUGCAUGCUAGUAUAAGUUGGCAACAGUCGCGAUCGCUGUGGCUCAAGGAGGGUGAUGCUAAUACUAAGUACUUCCAUUCAGUCUUGGCGAGACGUAGGCGACGGAAUGCUAUAUCGGUAAUCCAAGUGGGGGGGGUUACCUUGGAGGGGGUGAAUCCGAUCAGGCAGGCGGUGUUCUCGCAUUUUGCGUCUCACUUUAAGAAUCCAGAUAUGGAAAGACCCGGUGUGGAUAAUCUGCAGUUUAAGAGGUUGAGCCAUUUUGAGCGUGGUAGCCUUAUCAAGCCUUUUACAGAAGCAGAGGUGAAAACAGCAGUGUGA
Messenger RNA from Trifolium pratense (red clover), 1344 nucleotides. Its product is annotated as exodeoxyribonuclease-like. Bases 1 to 1344 code for a protein of 447 amino acids. The record is from RefSeq and is a predicted model, not a curated record. Gene Ontology annotation, molecular function: catalytic activity. Lineage: Eukaryota; Viridiplantae; Streptophyta; Magnoliopsida; Fabales; Fabaceae. The transcript has a single exon.